Messenger RNA from Daldinia decipiens, 907 nucleotides. RefSeq names its product Cu,Zn superoxide dismutase. The coding region runs from base 66 to 530 and encodes 154 amino acids. Lineage: Eukaryota; Fungi; Ascomycota; Sordariomycetes; Xylariales; Hypoxylaceae. Gene Ontology annotation, molecular function: superoxide dismutase activity; copper ion binding. Gene Ontology annotation, biological process: removal of superoxide radicals. The record is from RefSeq and is a predicted model, not a curated record. The transcript has 5 exons.
AUCAUCAUCCCUUGUAUUAGAAUUCUAGCCUUAAACGACCGAAAACCAAAGCAAAAGUAGUCAAGAUGGUCAAAGCCGUUGCUGUCGUUCGUGGUGACUCUAAGGUCACUGGAACCGUCACCUUUGAGCAGGCCUCCGAGUCUUCCCCUACCACUAUCUCGUGGGACGUUACCGGCCACGACCCCAACGCCAAACGUGGCUUCCACAUCCACACCUUCGGUGACAACACCAACGGUUGCACGUCUGCAGGCCCUCACUUCAACCCCCACAACAAGACUCAUGGCGAUCGAACCGACGAGACUCGUCACGUUGGUGACCUGGGCAACGUUGUGACUGACGCUCAAGGCAACGCCAAGGGCUCUAUCGAGGACUCGCUUGUGAAGCUGAUCGGCCCCGAGAGCAUCAUUGGCCGAACUGUCGUAUUCCACGGCGGCACUGAUGACCUCGGCAAGGGAGGUAACGAGGAGUCACUUAAGACUGGCAACGCUGGUCCCCGACCCGCUUGCGGUGUUAUUGGCAUCUCGAACUAAACAUGUCCCAAGUGGUAUGAAACCUAGUGACGAAAUUCAGUAUAAUUGAAUGAGUUUGAAUGAUAUAUAGUCGAUCAUAGGUUUUAUAAAAAAGAAAUACAAUCUUUAGCAAUUGGAAAUGAAAAUUUAAGCCAUCGACAUAGAUUUUUCUAUGCAAAUCUAAACCCUCAACUAGCUGCGGACUUGCAAUAGUAACUUCGAUCACCUUGAUUGCGUACACGUAUAAAUGUAGAUCGUGUACCUAAGCUACUGAAGUACCUAAGCUGGUGUUUUCGUUUGUGUUUGCUACCCCUCCAAGGUACCCUUGACUGCCAUGGUACAAUACGAUACCUAAGAUAGCUUGGUACUAUUUAGGGAAUAAUGAACUAGUUGAACCC